UGUUUUUCAGUUAGUUCCAAUAGGUUUGAACACCGAACAACAUCUAAAUUUGCUACGCUCGUUUACUACCUUAUAUUAUUUUCCAACAUUUUUUCUCUUAAUUUUUUUCAACGCCCUUUGUAACGUCGCAACAUUGGGGUUUAAAAAGUAAUGUAACAUGCACAUCAUUGUCGAUUGGCUAAACGAAACACUUUGCAAAGUAAUACCAAAGCAAGAGAGCGGUUUGGUUCAAGAAUCGGAAACAACACGCAGAAUGGGCAAUUCAGACAGCGAUUCGGAUGAAUUUCCGUUUCUAGAGUUCGAAUCAAAUGGCGAGUUCGUACAUCCAGAAAACGAACGCAUUCAAAAUACACAAGAAGUAGGCGUACAGGUUCCAGAAUUGAUCAGUCCUCGUAAUGAACUGCGGGUUCCUGAAUCGGAGACAAAUUCAGAGCCCGAACCCAUCCAGCAAGUAAGCCAAUUGAUUAGACGGUCAAACAAUUUACCACGAGUUCAGACCGGGAUGGUAAGGAAGAAGAAGAUGGUGAAGAUGUUGAGGUCGGUCAGGAAGCUUAUUAGGCGAGCGAGCUACCAUUCAAGAGCAGAGCGAAGAGGGCUAGUAAAUAAUCAUAAUGAGACCCAACCUGAAAGUCUAUCAAGCGGGGAUGAAAGCGAUCCACUUUUACCCGACUCUAUAGCAUCGCAGAAUGAAACUGAUAUGCUGCCAGAGGAUCUAGAAAUGGGGCAGACAUCUCUGGACGUAUCCCGAGGUCCCGAUUUUCAAGAUUUCCCUACUGGAGCCGAAACUGAGUCUUCUGGGCCUGGUGGCCUGGAUUCCGUAGAUAUAGAAAUUGAAAACUUGUCGAGGAUGAUAACCGCUCGAUUUCUGGAUGAUGCGGAUGUGGGAUUAAUUACACACAGGAACGAACAAGAUGCACCAAUUGGAGUCGAAGGAGAGACUGCUGACAUGGAUUCCAUCGAAAACAUAUCGAGGAUGAUACCAGCGCGAUUUCUGGAUGACCCGGAAGUGGAACCGAUGACUCAUAGGAACCAAGAGUCCGAUGAACAAGAUGAACGAUGCGGAUGUUCAAUAGAUACUGCUGACGUGGAUUCCAUCGAUAUAGAGAUCGAAAACAUGUCGAGGAUGAUGCCAGCCCGAUUUUUGGAUGAACCGGAAGUGGAAUCGAUGACUCAUAGGAACCAAGAGUCCAGUGAACAAGAUGUACGAUGCGGAUGUUCAAGAGAUACUGCUGACACGGAUUCCAUCGAUGUAGAAAUCGAAAUCAUGUCGAGGAUGAUGCCAGCUCAAUUUUUGGAUGCUCCGGAAGUGGAAUCUGUGACACAUAGGAACCAAGAGUCCGCUGAACAAAAUGUACGAUGCGGAUGUUCAAGAGAUACUACUAACCAGGAUUACAUCGAUAUAGAAAUCGAAAUCAUGUCGAGGAUGAUGCCAGCUCGAUUUUCGGAUGAUCCGGAAGUGGAAUCUGUGACACAUAGGAACCAAGAGUCCGCUGAACAAAAUGUACGAUGCGGAUGUUCAAGAGAUACUACUAACCAGGAUUCCAACGAUAUAGAAAUCGAAAUCAUGUCGAGGAUGAUGCCAGCUCGAUUUUCGGAUGAUCCGGAAGUGGAAUCUGUGAUAGAUAGGAACCAAGAGUCCGCUGAACGAAAUGUACGAUGCGGAUGCUCACGACAUACUGCUGAAAUGGAUUCCAUCGAUAUAGAAAUCGAAAACAUGCCGAGGAUGAUGCCAUCCCGAUUUUUGGAUGAUCCGGAAGUAGAACCGAUGACACAUAGGAACCAAGAGUCCGAUGAACAAGAUGUACGAUGCGAUUGUACAAUAGAUACUGCUGACAUGGAUUCUAUCGAUAUAGAGAUCGAAUACAUAUCGAGGAUGAUACCAGCUCGAUUUCUGGAUGAAUCGGAAGUGGAAUCUGUGACAGAUAGGAACCAAGAGUCCAGUGAACAAGAUGUACGAUGCGAAUGUACAAUAAAUACUGCUGACAUGGGUUCCAUCGAUAUAGAGAUCGAAAACAUAUCGAGGAUGAUACCAGCUCGAUUUCUGGAUGAUUCGGAUGUAGAACCGAUGACACAUGGGAACCAAGAGCCCGAUGAACAAGAUGUACAGUGCGGAUGUACAAGAGAUACUGCUGACAUGGAUUCCAUCGAUAUAGAGAUCGAAUACAUAUCGAGGAUGAUACCAGCUCGAUUUAUGGAUGAUUCGGAAGUGGAAUCUGUGACAGAUAGGAACCAAGAGUCCAGUGAACAAGAUGUUCGAUGCGAAUGUACAACAGAUACUGCUGACAUGGGUUCCAUCGAUAUAGAGAUCGAAAACAUAUCGAGGAUGAUACCAGCUCGAUUUCUGGAUGAUUCAGAUGUAGAACCGAUGACUCAUAGGAACCAAGAGUCCAGUGAACAAGAUGUACGAUGCGAAUGUACAAUUGAUACUGCUGACAUGGAUUCCAUCGAUAUAGAGAUCGAAAACAUAUCGAGGAUGAUACCAGCUCGAUUUCUGGAUGAUCCGGAAGUGGAACCGAUGACUCAUAGGAACCAAGUGUCCAGUGAACAAGAUGUACGAUGCGGAUGUUCAAGAGAUACUACUGGCCAGGAUUCCAUCGAUAUAGAGAUCGAAAACAUAUCGAGGACGAUACCAGCUCGAUUUUUGGAUGAUCCGGAAGGGGAGCCGAUGACACAUAGGAACCAAGAGUCCGAUGAACAAGAUGUACAAUGCGGAUGUACAAGAGAUACUGCUGACAUGGAUUCCAUCGAUAUUGAAAUCGAAAACAUGUCGAGGAUGAUUCCAGCUCGUUUUUUUGAUGAUCAGGAAUCGAUGACACAUAGGAACGAAUAUGAAGAGCCCGAUGAAAGAAGAGGGACUGCUGACCAGGGUUUCGUCACUAUAGCAAUGGAAAACGAGUUCAUACUUGCCGAACCCCAAGAGUCGAACCCCAACUUCGAAGACGAAAUAAUCAGUGAACAUGAGAAUAUUAAUUUGGAAGAUACCGUGGAUGCAAUACUCGAAAGAUCAACAACUUUAGGAUCUUUUAAAGAAGGGUCUUCAGAAUAUUCUGGGUCGACAAAAACUCUACCUCCGAAUGAUUUGGAUUCGGGCUCAACAUCUUCUGAAGACGUGUUCUAUGACUUGAUAGAACAUGAUGGAUUGUUUGGGUCGAUAAGAACUCUACCUCCGAAUGACUUGAAUGCGGGCAUUAGAUCUUCUGAAGCAUCGUCCUCUGAAUUGGGUAAUCACGAUUCCGAUAAGGAUAAGGAUGAUGACUCAGACUCAUAUUUAACACCUCCUGAAGGGUUCUUUGAAUCGAUAAGAACUCGACCUCCAAGUGACCUCGAUUGGAGUUCAUCGGAUUGUUCAGAGACCUCAAAAAAAGCCAAAGGAUCUGAAGGGGGUGCUGAAAAGGAAUAUGAUGAUUUAAUUGGGGCGGUAGAAACUCUGCCUUCAAAUAACUGGAAUGCGAAAGCACUGUCCUCCGAGUUGGAUAAUCAGGAUUCCGAUAAGGAUAAGGAUGAUGAAUGGUUUAAGGAGAUAAGAACUCUGCAGAGCUCUUUAAGUGACUCAGAUGUGUCCUUUGAUUCAUUUGUGGCGAUAAGAACUCGACCUCCAAGUGACCUCGAUUGGAGUUCUUCGGAUUGUUCCGAGACCCCAGAAAAAGCCAAAAGACCUGAUGGGGGCGCUGGACAGGAACAUGAUGAAUUGAUUGGGGCGAUAGGAAGUCUACCUCCGAAUAAUUGGCACCCGGAAGCUGUGUCUUCUGAAUUGGAUAAUCAGGAUGAUGAAUUGCUUGAGGAACCAAGAACUCUACAUAACUCUCCAAAUGACUCGGAAGAGCCCUCUGAAGUGUCUAUUGAUUCGUUUGUGGCGGUAAGAAAUCGACCUCCAAGUGGCUUCGAUUGGAGUUCAUUGGAUUUCCCCGAGACCGCUGUCCAGGAUGAUUCAAUUGAAGACGACCCCAAAUACAUAGAUACUAUAAUGGAUAUUAUUGCCAUGCUCGUUCUUGAAAGGCCGAGCCGAAUGCACGUGAGAAUUGGGGUCAGAACCUACGAGUGGCGUAAGAAUAAACCUGAUGACGAAUCGAAUGAAAUGGUAACAUGGUUCUAUACCGGGAUCUCUGGCAGAACGGAGUUCUGCAUUUCAUGGCAUGUAACCGAAUCUAGCGUUGCCCUACUCAACGAUGACGUCGAUCGUAUUGUUUCACAACAUAUCAAGGAAGCUAUAGGUGAGUCUGUCGGUCCCAAAUUGGUUACCAGGACCAAGGCCGCAGAACGUCAGACCAACCGCUCUCUGCAGAAAAAACGCGAACAUGAAUCCAUAGCAUCGAGGAUCUUGCGAAUUGCCGAAAAAUUAAGCGAUGCUCAAGCCAAGGUCAAUGCAUGUCGCAAGGAUAUCGAAAGUUAUGAAGAGGAGCUUAAUCGCAAAGAUUAGCGAUUAAGCCAACAGUCUAUGGGAUUAUUUGUGAUAAAUUUUAUGGUUAACCAUUAUUUGUUCGAUUAUAUAUAUAUAUUAUACAUGGCUA
Molecule: messenger RNA, 4508 nt
Organism: Drosophila subpulchrella
Lineage: Eukaryota; Metazoa; Arthropoda; Insecta; Diptera; Drosophilidae
Exons: 2
Coding region: 158-4417 (1419 amino acids)
Source: RefSeq, a predicted model, not a curated record